CGAGUUUCCUCCCAUUUCGUUUUGCGAAGUAGUAGUGUGUUCAAUUUCCUUCGCGUUUGCGAAAUAAAAUCAAUACAAGAGUAUAAAAAACGGGCGUAUCCUGUAAACACAAGCUAUCGUGUAAAGUUGGAAUAUUUAAACGUUACCACGUUUUUCGCUAAAUUUUUUUCGAAGAUGGUUCAAAAAGGACCUCGACCAUUGGUGCUUUGCGGCCCAUCAGGGUCAGGAAAAAGCACCCUCUUAAAACGUCUACUUAAAGAAUUCCCGGAUAAAUUUGGGUUUAGUGUGUCACAUACAACAAGAGCUCCACGUCCGGGAGAAAAAGAUGGAAUUCAUUAUCAUUUUACCAAUAAGGAUGACAUGCUUGCUGCUAUUGAAAAGGGUGAAUUCCUAGAGACAGCAACCUUUAGUGGAAAUAUGUAUGGAACUAGUAAACAAGCAGUGGAACAUGUUCGGCGUACUGGUAGGAUUUGCGUACUAGACAUUGAAAUGGAAGGGGUAAAACAAGUGAAGAAAACUGACCUGGAUCCACUUUUGGUGUUUGUAAUGCCACCCUCUAUAGAAGAACUUGAGAGGCGACUGCGUGCACGGAAUACAGAACAAGAAGAUGCAUUGAAGAAGAGAUUGGAGACAGCGAAACGUGAAAUUGAAUUUGGAGAACAGCCUGGAAACUUCCACAUCAUUAUUCUCAAUGAUAACUUGGAUAAAGCCUAUUCGGAUCUUUGUGAAUUUAUUUCAAAGAAUGUUCCGGAAAAAGUGGAAGAACCUAAUAACUCAAAUGAAAAUUGAAAUGGAUCAAUUUAUGGAAAAUGACAACCUACCUCUACCAGUCACAUCAACGAUGUAGAUUUUAUGUAUGUGUAUAUGUGUUAGAAAGUUGUUGAUGCUUUAUUCAUCCGGCUUCAUAGUUUUGAUGUUGCAGACCUUGAGAAAAGAUUUAUAAAUGUCUAUGUUCAUUAACAAUUUCUGCAGGGUACUACAAUAUA
Molecule: messenger RNA, 986 nt
Organism: Papilio machaon (common yellow swallowtail)
Lineage: Eukaryota; Metazoa; Arthropoda; Insecta; Lepidoptera; Papilionidae
Product: guanylate kinase
Exons: 5
Coding region: 175-789 (204 amino acids)
Biological process (GO): purine nucleotide metabolic process
Cellular component (GO): cytosol
Molecular function (GO): GMP kinase activity
Source: RefSeq, a predicted model, not a curated record